Messenger RNA from Symphalangus syndactylus (siamang), 2798 nucleotides. It is a transcript of the gene RNF227, whose product is annotated as ring finger protein 227. Gene Ontology annotation, molecular function: ubiquitin protein ligase activity. The record is from RefSeq and is a predicted model, not a curated record. Gene Ontology annotation, biological process: protein ubiquitination. NCBI's taxonomy places the organism in Eukaryota, Metazoa, Chordata, Mammalia, Primates, Hylobatidae.
CCUAUUUAAAGAGGAAAGAAGCCGCGGCGCCGGCCCCAGGACCCGACCCGGGCCCCAGAAGAGUCUGCUCGUUCUGUUCACGGAGCCGGCCGCGUUAGCGACGCCCUCGAGUCCGCGGCGGACACGAUGCAGCUCGUGGUGAGGGUGCCCUCUCUUCUGGAGCGGGGCGAGCUGGACUGCAACAUCUGCUACCGUCCUUUCAACCUCGGGGGCCGCGCGCCCCGCCGCCUGCCCGGAACGGCGCGCGCCCGCUGCGGCCACACGCUCUGCACCGCCUGCCUCCGCGAGCUGGCGGCGCGCGGGGACGGCGGCGGGGCGACCGCACGCGUGGUGCGCCUGCGCCGCGUGGUCACGUGCCCCUUCUGCCGCGCGCCCUCGCAGCUCCCGCGCGGCGGCGUCACGGAGAUGGCUUUUGACUCCGACUUGUGGUCGCGAUUGGAGGAAAAAGCGCGGGCCAAGUGCGAACGAGAUGAGGCUGGGAACCCGGCCAAGGAAAGAAGCGACGCUGACGGAGAGGCGGAGGAGGAAGGGGAGAACGAGAAGGGGGCGGGGCCUAGGAGCGCUGGGUGGCGCGCGCUCCGGCGGCUCUGGGACAGGGUCCUGGCGCCUGCGCGGCGCUGGCGGCGUCCGCUGCCUAGCAACGUGCUCUACUGUCCGGAGAUCAAGGACAUUGCCCACCUGACCCGUUGCACGUUGUAACCGAGGAACUCGGAAGCUACAGCCGAAGGAAGGUGGGAGCUGCAGCCUCGCGGGGGCUGGUGUCAAGACUACUCUCUCUCAGAUCCCAGGAUUGGCAUGUGAUGAGAGAGAUGAGCCAAAGGCAGGAGGGAACGCCCUGGGAGGUGUUGAUGCUGAGUUGGGGAGGCUCCUAGACGAACUCGCCCCCAUCUACUGACUGUGCCAGUCUUACAUUUUCAGGAUGGAGUGGCCAAGGGAUGAUAUAAACAAAGCCUACGUUACCGUGGGAAGAAGACAGACUGUUUUCUUAGCUGGGACUUUGGCUUUUGUCCAGGGUGGCUCUGGUGUGUGGGAGCAACAGGUCCCAUUUUAGCAAUUCUUUGUCAAUGGUUUGAAUUUUUUUUUUUUUUUUUAAGAUGGAACGGGAGAGAAGAGGCUAAUUUUCGCGUCAUGUUAAUCUCACUUCUCUGGCAUGUAAGGGUGCUGGUAUGCCUGCUGUCUCCCCACUCCCAGUUCUGUGUUCCAAAAAUUGAGAUGGCUCCCUGCCUGUGACUAUGAUUAGGAGCCUUGCUUCAUUUCAGAAUCUCCCUUCAACCUGCUAGGGCAGGUAUCAGAAAUUCCAAAGGGCAUUUAUGUGAGGCACCUAAUUAGUGCCUAUCAAAGUAGGAAGGGAGAGCCAUUUGAAAGGCAUCAUAUUUCAAACUUUUGCUAUUAUCUGUGUUAUCUUUACAGUCACAGGGGAACACACUGGCGCUACUGAAAAGACACUUAUACAAUUUUAAGUGUCUUUAAAAUUUGUGUCCCAUGAUGGAACAUCACCUAUUGUAUAUAUGCCAUGUAUUCUAUUUUAGAAUCCUGUAAGUAUCUUAUGACCACAUAGUCAUAGUCAAGGACUAGCAGUGUUGGUAUACUGUCAACAGAAGUGCACAGUCUCACUCCAGGAUCCCACUCCAGACUUCCUGAAUCAGACUUUGGCAAGGUUGUUUUUUUGUUUUUGUUUUGAGACAGUCUCACUCUGUCGCCCAGGCUGGAGUGCAGUGGCGUGAUCUCGGCUUACUGCAGCCUCCGCCUCCCAGGUUCAAGCGAUUCUCCUGCCUCACCUUCCGGAGUAGCUGGGAUUACAGGCGCCUGCCACCACACCUGGCUAAUUUUUGUAUUUUUAGUAGAGAUGGGGUUUCGCCAUGUUGGUCAGGCUGGUCUCAAACUCCUGACCUCAGGUGAUACGCCCACCUGGGCCUCCCAAAGUGCUGGGAUUAUAGGAGUGAGCCACCGUGCUGGGCCAGACUCUGGCAUUUUAACAAUCCCAGGUGAUUUGUGUGCAUGUGAAAAUUUAAGUACCAUUGGUCUAGAUCCUACACUUUUUAGUUUUGAGAUGGAGUCUUGCUCUGUCACCCAGACUGGAGUGCAGUGGCGUGAUCUCGGCUCACUGCAAGCUCUGCCUCCUGGGUUCACGCCAUUCUCCUGCCUCAGCCUCCCAAGUAGCUGGGACUACAGGCACCCGCCACCACGCCCGGCUAAUUUUUUUGUAUUUUUAGUAGAGACAGGGUUUCACCAUUUAGCCAGGAUGAUCUUGAUGUACUGACCUCGUGAUCCACCCACCUCGGCCUCCCAAAGUGCUGGGAUUACAGGCAUGAGCCACUGCACCCGGCCCCAGAGUUCUAAAGUAACAUCUUAUAGCUAAAGAAAUCCUAACCUACUAUGUUACAUUUUUCUCUUAGUUAAAAAUGUGAACUUAUUAAGUAUUAACCUCAAUUUUUUAGAGGUCUCCAAUCUUUUUAAAAUAUAUUUUUGAUUGACAAAUCAUAAUUAUACACUUAUGGGGUAUAAACCUCAAUUUUUGUAACCCUAUUUUGGCAUUUUCCUGUCCUUACAUCUCAGCUUAAAUGCUCCCUCUUUUGGGAGGCCUUUUUCUGCCUUCAACGUAGUAGAGCCUUUUCCUCCACCCCUCUGUAACAUAAUGCCCUGUUUUAUUUUUACUGCUUUUAUUUUCAUGCUUUGUGGGUGUCCCCAAUGGAGUGUAAGCCCCAUGGGAGCAAGAGCUGACCUGUGACUGUUUUAUCUCCAGGGCCAACAGCAGUGUUACUGUAUAGUAUGUACUCAAUAAAUAUUUGUUGGCUUUA